Molecule: messenger RNA, 514 nt
Organism: Acyrthosiphon pisum (pea aphid)
Lineage: Eukaryota; Metazoa; Arthropoda; Insecta; Hemiptera; Aphididae
Exons: 2
Coding region: 118-414 (98 amino acids)
Source: RefSeq, a predicted model, not a curated record
UAAAAAAUUUUUUUAAAAAUAUUAAAAUUCUAAAGUAAUUAAGUGUUUACCGUUAACAGUUUACUAUAUAGUAAUAUUAGUUAAAGAUUUCAAUUCGUGUACAUUAUUUUAUUCAUUAUGCCACAGGGAAAAUUCAAAAAUAAAUCACAAGUUUCUUUUUCAAAGAAAAAGAGAAACGAACCAAAUAAAAGUAGAAAAGCAUGUCCAAUGCCUUCAAAAAAACACAAGUAUGAAGAAGGUCAGCGGAUUAAACGUAUGAUAAGUAAAAAUGUUAACAAAAUGGCUGAAGAUGAACUAAGAUCAUUGGCUAUGGAUAACAAGAAAGUGUUUCUUUCAAAGAAGAAGAAGCAAGUUGCGCAAACAGUUAAAGCUGCAGACCCUAAACCUAAACAAAUCAAGGUUACACAAAAAUAAGCUUGCUAUGUUAAAAUAUGUUUGAUAUAAAUUAUUUUGAAAAUACAUAUUUCAAUUUUUUUUCACAACAUCGGACAAUAAAGAAGUAAAUUGUUUAAAA